Messenger RNA from Amborella trichopoda, 913 nucleotides. NCBI's taxonomy places the organism in Eukaryota, Viridiplantae, Streptophyta, Magnoliopsida, Amborellales, Amborellaceae. The record is from RefSeq and is a predicted model, not a curated record.
CUUGCUAUUACUUAUGUGAAACUCCAUUUCAGAUGAGAAGUACUUCAGUUCGAGGAUGAUCAUGUGCAGAGAUAAAUCCAAAUUCUUCUCGAGAGAUCGAAUCAACGAUGGAUUUUGUGAUUGCACGGAUGGGACUGAUGAACCAGGAACCUCAGCUUGCCCCGAGGGUAAAUUUUACUGCAGAAAUGUGGGAGGAACACCUCUACUGUUGUUCUCUUCUCGAGUGAAUGAUCAUAUAUGUGACUGCUGCGAUGGAAGUGAUGAGUAUGAUGGCAAGAUCAUUUGCAUGAAUACGUGCUUCAAGGAUGAUGAUGUCACUCGUAAUACAAGAAAAAUUAUUAGUGAAGCUGAGACACAUAGUUUCAGUAAAUUGAAUGAUAAAAACACUCAUUUGGAAGAGUUAAUUCAGAAGUUUAGAGGGUUGAAGACUGUUGUUUUGCUGGAGGGGUUUCUUGUUGCUGUGAUGGCUUUCCUUUUCUUUUGUCGAUAUGCCAGAUCUAGGAGAAGAAGGCGCCAUUAAAGAAUGAUGGCCAUUGUAAGAAUUGUCUCAAAUCUAUGUGCAUGAAGAAUCUUAAUCGACCACAGUGAGCACAAUCGCGCUACGAGAUUUUGGAUGGAGGAUUGGAAGCAUAUUCGGAAAUGCAAUUUCAAUGUUUUGCUUUACCUUUUUAUAUUUAUUUUCAUUUGAAUAGAAACUAGUGGAUUUAAUGCACAAUUAAAUGUAAUCAAGGAUAGAAGAAUGAUUUGUUUCUUCUUAAUAUGUAUAAAUAUAAGUGUAGAUUGAUGAAAAAAAAAUUAAAUCAAAGAACAAAAGAAAUCAAUGAUACAAUUUGGACCCGGUUUCUACGUGGCCAAGCCCGCAUAUGUAGAAAUGCGGCCUUCUUAAUAAAUUUAUUUUUGAGAUGGAUUUUAA